Messenger RNA from Chaetomium fimeti, 1743 nucleotides. RefSeq names its product major facilitator superfamily domain-containing protein. Gene Ontology annotation, biological process: transmembrane transport. The record is from RefSeq and is a predicted model, not a curated record. The coding region runs from base 1 to 1743 and encodes 580 amino acids. The transcript has 5 exons. Gene Ontology annotation, cellular component: plasma membrane. Gene Ontology annotation, molecular function: transmembrane transporter activity. Lineage: Eukaryota; Fungi; Ascomycota; Sordariomycetes; Sordariales; Chaetomiaceae.
AUGGACGAAAAGGGGCACCAGCCCGGCUCCGGGAGCGCCCCAACGGCAGCAGACCACUCCGACAUCGAAAGCGCCGCCGACCCGGAGAAACUCAGCACCUCCUCCGGGGGGCCCAACUUCGAGCCCAUCCGGCCAGGAACAGCCGCAGCAGCGCACCCAACCUCACACAACAACCGCCGCCUGAGCGCCGAGACCAUCGACACGCUGCGGCGCGAGCGCUCCAACAACGGCUGGGGGUGCGACGACAUCGAGGCCGACGCCGCCGGCGGCAUCAUCGCGCCGUACAACCACCCGGGCAAGGGCGGCGCCGAUGGCGGCAGCGGCGGCAACCGUGAUGGCAAUGGCAACGGCAGCGGCAGCGGCAGCGGCAGCGGCCCGGAUGGCGCCCCCGCGGACCCCUUCGAGGUCGGCUGGGACGGCGGCGACAGCGACCCAAUGUGCCCGCGCAGCUUCCCGACGUGGCGGAAAUGGCUGAUCAUUGCGAUCACGAGCGUGGGGUCUUUUUGCGUAACGAAUGCGUCCGCGUCAUAUACGGCGACGUAUGCUCAGAUGAACGAGGAGUUUGACAACUCCCGACUGGUUGCGACGCUGGGGCUUUCGACAUUCGUGCUGGGGAUUGCCCUGGGCCCAUUCUGGUCGCCGUUGGCCGAGUUCUACGGCCGGCGGCCGAUUUAUCUCUGCUCCUUUGCCGGAUUCAUCAUCUGGUUGGUCCCGUCAGCGGUGGCAAAGAACAUCGAGACCAUGAUCGUGGCACGCUUCUUCCAAGGCCUGGCAGGGAGUGCGUUCUUGUCUGUUUCUGGCGGGACAGUGGGGGAUCUGUUCACCCGCGACACUAUGCUUGCGCCCAUGGCCAUCUUCGCGCUGGCCCCUUUUGUUGGGCCGUCGACGGGACCGCUGGUCGGUGGCUUGAUCAACACCUAUGUCAACUGGCGCUGGACGCAUUAUGUGUUGCUAAUCUGGGCUGCCGUUUUGCUGCUCACCAUUGCGUUGUUUGUACCGGAGACUUAUCAUCCGGUGCUGCUAAAACGAAAGGCACAAAAACUCCGGAAGACGACCGGUGACGACAGAUGGCGCGCGCCCCUUGAGAAAUCGACCAAGUCCGUUUCCAAGACCGUGGCAUACUCGCUGCUCCGGCCCUUCCAAAUCCUUAUCUUCGAGCCCAUGGCAGUGGUCCUCAACAUCUACACGGCCGUCCUCCUCGGUCUGCUCUACCUUUUCUUCGGUGCCUUCCCGCUUAUUUUCCGAACAAACCACGGCUUCAACCUCUGGCAGGUCGGCCUGACCUUCAUGGGCCUGCUGGUAGCCAUGAUCAUCGCCUGCCUGAGCACGCCCCUCUGGACUAGGCUCCGACAGAACAUGGUGGCAAAGCGACACAAGGAGACGGGGGUGCUCAAGGACGAACCCGAGGACCAGCUGCCGCCUGUCAUCUUUGGUGCCCCGCUGAUCACAGGGGGCCUGUUCUGGUUCGGCUUCACGACAUAUCCCGAGAUACACUGGAUCGUACCCAUUAUCGGCUCGAGCGUGUUUGGUCUUGGGUCGACGCAUACCCACGGUACGCAGCGAGCGCCCUGGCAUCCAAUGCCUUGGUCAGGUGUUCCUUCGCAGAUGUACGAGGCCCUUGGGUUUCAGUGGGCCACUGGGCUCGUCGCCUUUGUGACACUCGCCUUGAUGCCCUUCCCUUAUAUCUUCUUCCGCUAUGGCAAGAAGAUACGAGCAAGGAGCAGAUAUGCGACCACCACAUAG